CCUUCCCUCGGCCAAUGCACGGCGGGCUGCUGUGGCUGAGCGUGGCUCUCAAUGUAGACCACAGGGCCAACUUGCGGUCCCUGCUCAGCGCCCAUGCCCAGUCGCUGCAGGAACUCCAAAUAUACUGUGGCGUCAACGACGGCCAAGAGAAGUGGUACUUUCCCGACCUGCCCGAGCUCCUGGGGACGUGUGGCUUCCAGGCCCUGAGACGUCUCGUCCUCGUCCACAUUGAAGAUGAAAGUCCAUGCGAGGAGGUCGAUGCCUGCUUGCUACAGCGAAGGGCAAUCCGGAAGCUUUUGCCCCCGUCCGUAGACGUGAUUUGCAAGGGGUGUCCCGGAUCUGUAUUCUAAGUUUACGGGGCUUAACUACUGGCAGAAAAGGUUUUCGUUACACUGUUAUUCAACGAAUGUGACGUCACAUUUGUUUCAAUGUGAAUCGUGUCACAUUCGUUCGAAUGUUGUGUCAUAUUCGUUUAAUCGUGAAUCGGCCAAGCCUGGCGCCAUUUGAGCAUCAAUUAACGUGAAGUCACGUUCAAAUGAAUGUGACACAAUAUUCAAACGAAUGUGACACGUUUCACAUUGAAACGAAUGUGACGUCACAUUCCUUGAAUAACAGUGUUUCCCGGUCUUUUUCUUUCUGGUGUGUGUUAAAUUUAGUGUGUUAUAGUGUGAUUCGUUGUUGUAAUAAAGU
Messenger RNA from Frankliniella occidentalis (western flower thrips), 690 nucleotides. RefSeq lists its product as uncharacterized. Lineage: Eukaryota; Metazoa; Arthropoda; Insecta; Thysanoptera; Thripidae. The record is from RefSeq and is a predicted model, not a curated record.